Molecule: messenger RNA, 3082 nt
Organism: Cuculus canorus (common cuckoo)
Lineage: Eukaryota; Metazoa; Chordata; Aves; Cuculiformes; Cuculidae
Gene: GOLT1B
Product: golgi transport 1B
Exons: 6
Coding region: 112-498 (128 amino acids)
Biological process (GO): retrograde transport, endosome to Golgi; endoplasmic reticulum to Golgi vesicle-mediated transport
Cellular component (GO): membrane; endoplasmic reticulum
Source: RefSeq, a predicted model, not a curated record
CUCACCCGGCGGCGGCGCGAGGCGGCUGCGUGUUUCCGGAAGACGUGGCCGUCGCAGCUGCUGCUGCCGCCUCUGUUGCUGCUGCUUCUCUGCCCCGAGCCCGCCGCCACCAUGAUCUCCCUCUCGGAUACCCAGAAGAUUGGAAUGGGACUAACAGGCUUUGGAGUGUUUUUUCUUUUCUUUGGGAUGAUACUCUUCUUUGACAAAGCUCUUUUGGCUAUUGGAAAUGUUUUAUUUGUGGCUGGCUUGUCUUUUGUUAUCGGUUUAGAAAGAACAUUUAGGUUCUUCUUUCAAAAACACAAAAUGAAAGCAACGGGCUUUUUCCUGGGUGGUGUGCUCAUAGUUCUCAUUGGUUGGCCUUUAAUAGGAAUGAUCCUUGAAAUUUAUGGGUUCUUCCUAUUAUUCAGGGGGUUCUUUCCUGUGGUGGUUGGCUUUAUUAGAAGAGUUCCAGUUCUUGGAUAUCUCUUGAAUUUACCUGGUAUAAGCUCGCCUACGUAGGCUCAGAAGAGAACCCACAGUAAUGCUUGUAGAUAAAGUCGGAGAAAGCAACAACAUGGUAUAAUGACAAGAGGGAAGAAGACCGAUUCUAAACUUAUUGUAUUAUUUAUAAAAUCCUUUUGAAGAAUACUCAGCACAAAGAUUAAGUUGUGUACAAAGGAAAAGCUUGUUACAUUCUUUACAUAACAGUUUAAUUUAAAAUGUAUAGUCAACAAUAUACAUUAGAAAAGAAGCUCAGCAAGUACUCUUCUAGGAAAGUAACUCCAGAGUUCAGGAACUAAAUUGAAGAGGUGAAAGUCAUGGAAUAACCCAUGUUACAAAUGUUCAAGACUCUUUCUUGGUUUUGGAAAACAUGCUAGAGGCAAUGAACCCUUGUGGAAUUAAUGGUGCCUGUACUCUGCCUCCUUAUUUUGAAGGUGCAGUAGAGCAAACAGGCCUACAUUUUUAAGGGUGAUCCAGACUUAGCCGGCCCUCUGCUUGCUAUCCUCAGAGUGCAAAAAAAAUACCCUAGAAAAAUUCUUGUUUAACAAGAGAUGCAUCUUUGCAUGAAGGUUGAGAUGACUAUUCAUCUUAAAGGUUAUUAUGACAAGAAAAAGGAAGCCCUACACGGUUCUGCUGUAAACAUUUUUGUAAAUAUGUGGCUGAAAUAAAACAUUGUUAUCUUAAUGUUUCAAAGCCAAAUGUAAGUUGAUUGUAUUUGCCUUCUGUUUCGGAAUAUGCAAAAAGGUCAAUCUUUAAUAACUUCAGUCUUAAAUGUUGGUUCUGAACAUGUAGAGCUCAACAGGAAACUCUGGAGACUGACUUGCACUCCUUCCAGUUUGUUCUCCGUGGUGAGAAUGUAGCCCCUUGUCACUAAUAUGAAAACUUUGUGAAAUGUGCUUAGUUCACAAGAAAAAUGCGUUUGAUUAAGGUGCUGACAUGAACCCUGUGAAAUGUAUCUUAUCAAAAUUUGAACCUUUGUUUUUAAAUAGGUUAAAGCUAAGGUUUCUUUGUUUACUCUGGAACUAUAAAUUGACUUAUUUUUUACAGUAAUAAAAUGAAAACAAAGUUCUGUGUAUGUGAGUCUCUGGGGAGAAAAUUGAACUAAUGGGGCUAACUAAAGAUCAAGUGCCAAUCUCCAUAUGUUUUGUAACGUUGCUUGGGUUAUUUUCAAAUAAGUUUUAAGUGGCUGUCGGUCACAGCAACAACCUUGCUGUUGCAGAGAUUCUUAGCUAAGGUGGAAUAAACACCUCCUACUAAUGCAAGGGUCAUGUUUCUGUUUCUAUUGGAAUGUUAAAGAUUGUGCACUUUCAAUAGACUUAGUUACAUAGUGUCCUCACCAAACAAAACAUAAUCAUUAAGUAAAUGGUGUUUGUGCAGGCUUUGGGAGUUUCUGUUGUGUUUACCUUUUCCCUUCAACUUAAUGCUAAAAAAAACUACCAAAAUGCAAUGGUAGCAUUUCAAGUAGCUAUGUAGUCUUAAAGGUCUAAUUACUUUUUUUUUUCUUUAUUAUCUAGUUAAAAUUGGUAUUUUCCUAAAUAACUUUGAAGUUAAGAACAAUCCUUACCUACCAAUCCUUUUGGAAGUUGCUAUUAAGUUUAUUUAUGUAAGACGUGUUUUAUUUUCAUUAAAACUGUCUAAAUAGCCACAAUCUACGAUUCUCAAUGUUUAAUUCACUUCCUUCUCUAACAGGCACAAAAUGAUUCAGUGAAAAAAAAAAUGCUGUUAUAUUUAAAAAGAAUAGCAUCUGAAAAAUCAGCGUUUUUAUUUUAUAAAUGGAAAAAAAAUGGCUAUAUUUGCCUGACAAUGUGUAUUAUAGUUUACAGGUGGGACUAAAUGACUUGUGGCUUCUACCUCAAGAGAUAAACCAAUUUUAACUGCUCCCAUAGAUCUGUUGUGUGUUUAAAAUUACUAUAGAAUAGCACUACAGCAUUUUAGCAGACUCUUGCUUGCUUUGGUAGAGCACUAGUUUGUACUGUGGGAAUCAAGUACUGUUUAAAGCAGACAGCAUUCAUCAUUUAUAUUAGAUGUCAGCUACCGGGAGAUUUUUUUUGUUGUUGUUCCUAUCUUUUGAAAAGUGAUGUGAAACGUGGAUUCCACCCUUAGACUGUGGAGCUCUGACUGAAAGCAAAUUGCUUGUUAAGCUGAAGUACCUUCAUCAACAAGAAAGCUGAUGAUAUCUUUCAGAGGUGAUUAAUAUGUUGCUGUAUAAGAUCUUUUGCCCUCUGAAAUGCCAGGAUAUAGGCAGUUCAUAUCACUUCCAUUUAAUUCAUUGUUUUAAAUCAAAAGUCAAUUUCUGUCAGAUGUGAAUUGUUGUGAAAAGCUUCUGAGGGAACAAAUUUGUAUGUUGAAUUUAGCAUAGUCUUUGUCCCUCAAGGUAAUGUUGUCUUUGAGACAGUUUUGCCAGGAUAAAUGUGAGUGGCAGCAAAGGUCAAAAUGACUUAGCCUUAAAGUGUUUCUGUCAUUGUAAAAGUAUCUUUACAGAAACAUGCUUGGAACAUUUCACCUUUUAAAUGUAAUUUCUAAUCGCUGCUUUAAAAAUCAUGAGGAUGGAUCUUACUCUGAGCAAAUGAAUACUGUAAAUAUCCUUGUCAUACCUUGAAUA